AAGCUGCACAGCGCGAUUCGAAGCGGACUGCGGCAUCGAAAACGUCCGGGAGCAAGAUAUACGGCAUUUAUUUAUUCAAAACUCGUGUGGCGUGGUAGGCAACCAAACCACCUAGGGAUGUAGACUGGUUGCGCGCUGGUGGUGUUUAACCUGACUCGGAUAACCACACCGAAACUUUUCAAUGAUUCUGUUUUUAAAUAAAACUCAGUUUGCUAACAGAAUUUAUUUUUCAUCACUGUGUUAGGUUUUGCGUUUGUUUUUAGUAGUUUUGAGGGUUUGAGGGCGUUGUUUAUGUGCUGCACUGUGAAGUUUAUUUCAAUUAUCUGCUAAGUAGGUAAGUCAGCACAAAAAAAGAGUGCGGAAUCCACUCUGGCGGGCAAUGCAAAAACUAAAAACAAGGAAAAAGUCAAAAACAUAAAUCUUAAAAAGCUGCAGGCGAGCAGCCUCAUGUGUAAGAUAAACAGUUGAAGACUCGCCUUCGUGUUAAAUUUUAACACCCUGCAAGGAACUUCUACAUCCGCAGAUUAAUAAUUUCGACUUCAUCUUUUCGUGAACACGCGGGGCUUAAGUAGCGCCAUUUGCAACCCAUUUGGCACAUUUAAACAGGCAAUUACAAAUUAUCAAAAAAAAAAAAAUUUUUAAAAACGUUUCUUUCGAAGUUUACUGAAUAAUUUCAUCUACAAAAUUAUAUCCGAUGAAAAUAUUUUUUUGAUUUUUGUUUUUUUUUUUCGCACAGGUUGUAUGUACUCAUAAGAACGUGAUACCCAGUCGGUGGUAAAACUAAUAUCCACCGUCUAGACGUUGGCGAAUCUGCCGAAGACGCAUGCGGCCGUCGGGGAGUCGUGAGCCUCUCCGGCGGCGGCUGAGGCUUUAGUCGGCCUCGAGAGGACCAUCCGUCCGAGUUCCGAAGCCACCCCAUAGAUAUAUAGGGCUUGGCGCACGGUGUUCUCAUUAAAUCCCCAGUCGUUAACCCUAACGAUAGGUCUGACGGUUUUCGCCAACCUGCCGAUCCAUUAAGAUGUCCCACCGAAAGACGCAGGUUAUUAUGUCCUGAGCAAACGAAGAUGGCAACAGUUUAAGUCUUGACUUACUCAAACCGUAAAUCCGAAGACAAACACACCAUUUCGCGUUUGCCGAGUGAAAUUUAUAAGAAAGGCAAUAACGCGCGUCCGGGAAUCGCUGCGAGCAACAAUAACGGCGUUGAUUGCGCGCCGCCGCCCGCGUAUCGAAAUAAACCCGCGGUGCCCUUGUUGUGUGCCAAUCAAUUGUUGUGUGCGUUAUAAGUUGUGGUGGAGUGCGGACGCUUCGACGAGCCAAUGGACUGUGACAACGAGGUCGUAAUGAAAUCGGACGACGAGAUGCCCAGAGAGAAGACUGCCCAGCAGACGGCCACCGGCGGCGCGAAUCAUAACAAUCACUACGGCACAAAAAUGAAAAACUCCGAGUCGAGAAGGAUGGUGGACAUAACGCGAGAUAAACCCAUUAAAGUUGCAGUACGGGUUGUUGUGCCCGUUCGUGAUCAUCCGAAGUUCAACUUUGUGGGCAAGUUGCUCGGCCCCAAGGGAAACUCUUUGAAACGCCUGCAGGAAGACACAAUGUGCAAAAUGGCCGUGCUGGGUCGCGGGUCCAUGAAGGAUCGACACAAGGAAGAGGAAUUGCGGGCGAGCGGUGAUCCGAAGUUCCAGCACCUAAGUGAAGAACUACACGUGGAAAUCAGCGCGUUCGCCACACCUGCGGAGGCGCACGCUCGCAUCGCCUACGCGCUCGCUGAAGUGCGACGGUUCCUGGUGCCGGAUUACAACGAUGACAUUAGGCAGGAGCAAAUGUGGGAAAUGCAGGUGCUGUCCAGCCAGCGCAACAACAACAAGGGCGACGAGGCGAGCGGCAGCGGCGGCUCCAGCUCGGGCACCGAGUAUCCCAACGACGACCGGCUCAGCGCCGACACGAACGACGGCGGUCCGGAGAGCCCCCAAGAGGAGCAUCCGGCGCUGCGGGGUCUGCAGCCAGUUACCGCCUCGCCAAUGGGCACCGACGUGACCGCCACCGCCAACGGCAUGAACAACGGCCAGACAUCGCCCAGCAACGGCGCGCCGCCAGCGGCCGCCACUGGCGUCGGCAGCACGCACUCGGGGGUGGCCGCCGGGCGCAAGCGACCCCUGCUGGCGGGCGGCCCGCGGACCUCCAUGACCCCCACCAAGCGGACGGUGAUGAGCCUCCUGGCGCGCGCCCGCGCCGCGCAAGCGAAACAAUUACCGACCACCUUUCAGCGAGGAACGCCCGAACGUACGACGACACUGGUCCCCCUGCUUCGUGAGGACUACCUAACCGGCACCGUAAACUUAAACCUAAUCUAAGUUGAUUGCGUUUCGUUCGGCAAAUGUGUGUAAAUUAGAUUGUCGCAAUUCGUUUCCGCGAUGACGGUUCAGUUCGAAAGUCUGGAAGGCAAACAAAUAAAUCGGCCGCAACUUUAGUGGGUCGACGGAUCGAUCGGCGCAUGAAGUUUAUUUUAAUCCGACGCCGUGGGUAACGAGAGCUUUGUUUUUGGCGAAUUCGUCGAUUACGGUCUUGGUUGCUAUUUUUACGCUCGUUCGACGCUAACGAAUUUAAGAUUGGACUAGACAUAUCCAACAAGCAAAUGUUCAAGACCAGACACGUACAAUCAACAAAACAAAACAAGAAACAAUCGAAACAAGUAAAAAGGCUUCGGAAUAAAUUUUGAUACUUUGGUGCAAGAAUCGAAGACACAGCUCGUUACAAAAUGCAAAAAAAAAAAAAAUGACUCCGACUGCGUGUUGAUUUAAAUUUAAUUCGUAGUUGUUUAUCUCUCGUUGUGCCAAGAGCGUAAUCGUAAAAAUCUUUUAUUCCACUUUUUUUAUUCCACCGAAGUUUUUCGAAAAGUUUUAUGUCAUCACCACACCAGCCGCACGCACCUACACUCGACAAUGACGAAUCGCUGCGAGUGCACGGCGCGAGAAUAAAAUAUUUAUUACGCUAAAAAUUUGUUGUGCGCAUUUUCCCACGUGGAUGGCGUGGCGGUGAAGGGCAGAGGAAAUUGCGAUGCGGAUGAUUACCUACGUACAUACAUUUAUAAAGCAAAACACCAGUCAGUCCAUCUUUAAUCAAUUAUAUUAAAACAAUGCACGGACCAACUAAUAAUCUAUAAUUUUAUUAUUAAGAUUAAUCAAAUGGAAACUAUUAUAUUACGCUAAAUUAAAUUUACAAAAAAUAUAGUGAAAUUAUAUACAUACAUACUAAAAUUAUCCAAUGCUUGAUUUUUGGUUGAAUUUAGUCGAAAAUGCAAUCAGAAUCAAAGAAAAAUAGAUUUUUUGAAUUUUUUGUUAAAUUGUGCAGUUGCGGCUAUUUUGUUUGGCACUAAAAUAAUUUUACUUUUAUUCUAUUAUUUUGUGAGUAGAUAAAUUUAAAAAAGUAAAAACAUUGUAAAUUGGUUGAGUCAUUUUUUAGUUAUGGACAGUUAAACAUUAUCGACUUUUUUUGUGAAAUCAAAAUUUACUAAAGUUAAAUUUUAAUUGCUUGUAACUUUUUAUCAAAUUACAAUAUCAAAAUAAUUUUUACAUAAGUGAAUAGAGAAUUUAAUUUUAAACCAAAAACAGAAGAAAUAAAUUAAUUAUUGUUGCUCAUUGUUUAGUUAUAACAAAAAAUAUUGAAGCAUUACCUAUAACUUUUUAUUAAACUCCAAUAUCAACAUAAUUUUUUAAGAACUUGAUAGAAAAUUUAAUUCAAAUUCAGAACAGCAAAAAUAAAUUAACUGUCGCUAUUUAUUUUACAGUUAUAACAAAAAAUAUAAAAUUAUUUUUGUGCGUCAAGCGAAAUUCCCGCAACUAUACAUAGUUAAAAAUGAUUAAAAUUAAUAUUACGCCGGUUAUUAAAUGUAUAAAUUUUAUAAUCACAACGAAUAUGUCAAAUAUGUCAAAUUGGCCGGAUGGAUUGAGUACGAAUAAGUCUUGAAUUUAAUCGGAAUGCAAUCGAAUUGAAUAAACGCUGCAAAUUGCAUAGCGCUGCGAGUUUUUAAGUUAAAACGUGAACAGUAUUCGCAGAAAAGAAUUUUCUAAUAAAAACUAUUGACUAUUGCAUACUACAAUGAGCAAAUUUUGUUUUUCUAUGAAUAAAUAUAGAAGCACAUAUCGAAAUGCUAACAACUAUUGUUAGCGAGUGUAAGAGACACACAACAUUUUGAAAAUAUGAAAAUCUUUAUAAAACCAGAUAAAAAUGCAAAAGGAAUGGAGAUUUUUUCACACAAAAAUGGCUGGAAUUUAUGGAACCACGGAUUACGUAAACGGGAUUAGCACGUAACGAAUGUUAAUAUGAACAAUAUAUUUGAUAAAGUAAGCGUUAAACUUAAAGCCCCUAAACUUAAAACACACACAAAAAGUGGAUAAAAAUAUGUCAAAAACAAAAAGCUAAACAGCUAACUGUUGUUCAGAAUGUUAUUACGGAUUAUUAUAACUAUAGUCUAGCGAAAGAAUAAACUAAAAACAAACACACACUGUUCUUGCAUUCUAUAAACAAAUGAGAAGAAACAAAUUUAUCGAAUACGAAUAGUUGCCAGAGAGAUAACAGGAAUAUAUAGAAUUUUAUUAUUAAAUACGGUUAAUUAAAUUUUAAAGAAAUGAUAUUUCUGUAUAAAUGCCACAUGAUAAAUAUGCGCAUUUGAUUAAACAAAAUGCGAAACCAAAACCCACACACAUACACACAUGCGUAGCGAAUUUGAAUUAAUUGAUUGCAGCAUUGAUGAAUUAAUUAUUUAAUAAUAAACACUAUUAUUACGAGUACGAGUAUUUUAAACUAUUAAGGACGACAGGGCGCACGUGGAACUAUUGACAGUGAAUUGCAAGCGUGAAACCGACGAAUUGAUAAUUAUAAACAAUUGAUAGGUAAAGAUUAACGGAUAACUAAAUUUUAAUAAAAUUAAAAUUAAAUAUACAUCUAAAUACAUUGUAAUUAUUUGCGUACGUGUCUCAUGGAUUAAAUGAAUUAAUAGAAGUUAUUUUCAAUCACUUCUACUGCCAGCUAGCGGAGAAAACUUUAAGUUAUUACUUUAGUACCGUAAUAGUGUCAUCUGUGGUACAAAUUUUGAAUUAUAUAAUGUAUUCUUGGUUAUCUAUAUUAAAUUUUUAUAAAAAUGUCAAAAAAUGCACUGGAAAUGAUUGAAGAUCAUAUAUAUCCGUUUGAUUUUGUGUUAUUUCAUGAGGCAAUUCAAAAAUGUGGUAAAUUGCUAGUACCUUGCUAAUAAAUCUUAAAAACUUAAAGAAAUCAAAACAAGAAUAGUAAAUAUGUUGACUAAUUGUAAUUUUAAAGACGGAAUACUAUAAUAAUCAGACAUUUUAAUGUGUACAUGCUAAACAAAGAUAAAAAGGUUUUAAUUGGUACCGAAAAUAAUUGUUAUCAUGAAUUUCUCGUUACAACUUACAAUAAUUGCACCAUUAGUACAAUGUUUUAAAUUGGCCAACACAGGAUGCGUUCCUUUGUUCUGUUUCACUCGUUUUGUAACGGUUUUGAUUGAUUUCUACAGCAAUUAAACACGAUGGAGUAAUGCGUGUUGUUGCGUUCGAUAUAAAUAAAUAAACUUCGAUAAUAAAAUGUUCUACUAUAAUAUGAAGCAUUAAAUAUACUCUGCCGUUUGAAGGUACAAGUUUUCUUGUUAUUGAAUUGCAUAUUUUACGUUUUUGGAUGUAUGUAAAUUAAAUAAACCAAUUUUUAAACGAUUUAAUCGGGACAGAAUUCAUGAACUGACGCAGGAGGCUCUAUGAGGAGACAGUAAAUUUUAAAACGCUAACGCGAGACUCUAAUUAAUACAAGAAUUGAAAUUUACUCAUAAUUGAAGAAUUGAUAAAUGACAAUGGUUAUUAAAAUACAAACAUUGUAUGUAUCCUGUAAUAUGUGUAUAAAAUAAUAAAUGAUAUGAUAACUUUGCGUA
This is a messenger RNA of Dalotia coriaria, 5935 nucleotides long. RefSeq names its product KH domain-containing, RNA-binding, signal transduction-associated protein 2-like. Gene Ontology annotation, cellular component: nucleus. The transcript is spliced from 8 exons. Gene Ontology annotation, molecular function: mRNA binding. NCBI's taxonomy places the organism in Eukaryota, Metazoa, Arthropoda, Insecta, Coleoptera, Staphylinidae. Bases 1317 to 2354 code for a protein of 345 amino acids. The record is from RefSeq and is a predicted model, not a curated record. Gene Ontology annotation, biological process: regulation of alternative mRNA splicing, via spliceosome.